Molecule: messenger RNA, 417 nt
Organism: Penicillium concentricum
Lineage: Eukaryota; Fungi; Ascomycota; Eurotiomycetes; Eurotiales; Aspergillaceae
Exons: 2
Coding region: 1-417 (138 amino acids)
Source: RefSeq, a predicted model, not a curated record
AUGUCAUCAACCCAAGCCAGUGCCCUGGGAGAAUGGAUCGACCAGUUGUUGAAGACGGUAUUCUUUCAGUCCGACGAUGAGCUGUCCUCGAAAGCAAUUCAAGAGAGCUUUAGUCCCAACCUCAAAGUUCGCAUCAACGGCGCAUCUAUGAAUUACCAUGAUUACAUACAAGCUGUUGCCGCCACCCGAGCUCAGAAUGUAUUAUCCGUCCUUAGCAAUGAGGAAUUGCUUUCGAGCUGUGAGGGACAAGACUCGCCUGGGGCAGGUGGAUCUGUCGCCCACAUUUCAAGCUUUGUCUUGAAGGAUAGGCAAACGGGAUUGGAGAGAAAGGAGUCUACUGUGACACUAGCAACGGUUGGACUUACCAAUGGUAAGAGGAUAUUGGUGGAGUUAACCGAAGUUCAUCGUUCCGCUUAA